This is a messenger RNA of Colletotrichum navitas, 881 nucleotides long. RefSeq lists its product as uncharacterized. NCBI's taxonomy places the organism in Eukaryota, Fungi, Ascomycota, Sordariomycetes, Glomerellales, Glomerellaceae. The record is from RefSeq and is a predicted model, not a curated record. The transcript is spliced from 2 exons. The coding region runs from base 250 to 810 and encodes 186 amino acids.
CCGUAUUGGGAUGGAUAGGUGUGGAUGAGCCUAAUACCAACGUCCGCUCCAGAGUCUUGGGUUCGUCUGCUGCGCCGGCCACAACCCGUUGGCUAUCGCACCUCCUCAAGACACACUCGUAGUCGUAUGCCUUUUUGCUAAUCCGGCGAGCAAGAAUGACUUUGUGAAAGUUACAGAUUGCCAGCGGAUACACCGCCAGGUCAGUGAGAAGCAGGCCGUCACGACUUGGUCAUUCUCGGCUUAGCGUUGAUGUGUGCGGAUGCGCUAGACAGGGGCCGUCCUAAAGCACUCUGUCUACUGCAGUGUACGUACACUACAGGGAAAGACAGCGACUUGUGCCACGAACUGGGAGCCUCGAGCCCCCUCUCACCCUUCCCUGUUGGAGUCUGCGAAGGCUCCGUCUUUUCUCUCUCUCCAACCGUGUUGCUCUCCCUGGCCACAAUGAGGCGCGUAGCACCUCGGGCCCAAUUUUGUACUAGUUUAGACGCCUCACACCCCCCUGUAAAGACUGGGCGAGGUUCCCAUCCGGCGUACUUGUGGGCGAGAUUGCUCGACAAUGCAAGGGCCCGGAUGAUCCACGUUGAUUGCCGCGAUUACAGUUCCUUUUUGGAUACUUUGGCCUUGCAUUAUGAACGUGAAAAGAAAAGGAGUGCCAGAGGGACAGAAAGAAAGGGGAAAAGAAAAAAAGAAAAAAAGUCAGUCGCCGGAACGAGAUCAGGGGAGGGGAUAUGCUCGAGCAGGAAGAGACUCAGACUUUGGGAUCGCGUUGCUGGGUUGUGGAGACGUGCAGAGGAGACGACCGACGAAUAGGAAUCUGGCGAAACAGGGACGGGGAAAUGGUUCAAAUGAAAAUGAAAGCAGAAGAAAGCAAAAGGAAUGAC